Messenger RNA from Penicillium brevicompactum, 1638 nucleotides. Its product is annotated as cytochrome P450. Gene Ontology annotation, molecular function: iron ion binding; heme binding; oxidoreductase activity, acting on paired donors, with incorporation or reduction of molecular oxygen. The coding region runs from base 1 to 1638 and encodes 545 amino acids. The record is from RefSeq and is a predicted model, not a curated record. NCBI's taxonomy places the organism in Eukaryota, Fungi, Ascomycota, Eurotiomycetes, Eurotiales, Aspergillaceae. The transcript has 3 exons.
AUGGGGCGAAUCAACGAUGGCCUUCCCGUUCUCUAUCUCGCUGUCGCUACCGGACUAUAUUACAACCCAGAGUAUGCGAUACUCAAUUCUAGGAUUGUGACUGGCUUGGUCCUUCUUGCCAUUGUUGCCGCUUUCAAAGUCCUCUACCAAUUUUCUCUAUAUCCAGAGUAUUUCACCCCAUUGAAACACAUUCAAACGCCCCCGGAGCGUACUUGGCUGCGAGGAAACACCGAAAGCUUUUUUUUGGAAACUCCUUAUAUAGGUCUCGAGAAGUGGACCAAGACAAUGCGCAAUGACGAUCUCCUGCGCUAUUAUGUUGUUGGUAAUUUGGAGCGUGUGAUGUGCACAAGUCCAAAGGCUUUGAGCGAACUACUCGUCACCAAAGUUUACGACUUUGAGAAGCCUGAGAUUAUCCGUGAGAGCUUACGUCGCGUUACGGGAGAUGGGAUUCUCCUCGCCGAAGGCGAAGAGCACAAGAUUCAACGAAAGAAUCUGAUGCCGGCUUUCGCCUACCGCCACAUCAAGGACUUGUACCCAGUAUUUUGGGCCAAGAGUGUGGAAAUGGUCAACUUGAUUCAAGAAGACCUGAAUAAUCCCAGCAGAAAAACAGCGAGCAAGUCUGAUAACACGAUCCGUAUUGACACCUGGGCCAGUCGCACAACCCUGGAUAUAAUUGGUGUCGCCGGUAUGGACAACGACUUCGAUUCUCUUCGAAACCCUGACAACAAACUCAACCAAUCUUAUCGCCAAAUUAUGUCCCCGCCGUCAGCAUUCAUGAAGACCCUGUUUGUCAUUGGCAUGCUCUUCGGCAAGCCAACAUGGACCAACAGAUUACCAACGGCGCGUAACAAGGAGAUUAUAGACAGCGGUGAGGUAAUCCGCAAUGUCGCUCGUCAAAUGAUUCGACAGAAGAAAGCGAAAAUGGAAGAUCCAACAGCGGAAGCGGGCAUUGACAUCAUCUCCGUCGCUUUGAAGAGCGGUACUUUUGAUGAAGAAAACCUGGUUGACCAAUCCAUGACCUUCCUCGGUGCAGGUCAUGAGACAACAGCAACCGCCCUACAAUGGGCUAUCUACGCGCUAUGCAAAAACCCGAAUGUGCAAAGCAAACUAAGGGAUGAGAUUCGCGCGAAUCUUCCGUCCCCAGAUGACAGCACUCCCAUAACUGCAGCCCAAAUCGACAACCUCCCUUAUUUGAAUGCAGUGUGCAACGAAGUCCUCCGAUACUACCCAUCUGUCCCAGCCACAAUCCGAAAGGCCGUCCGAGACACAUCACUCGCCGGGAAACAUAUUCCCAAAGACACGUUGUUCAUCAUUGCUCCCCGGAUCCUGAAUCGAAUGGAAGAAUUCUGGGGUGAGGAUGCUGAUAAAUUCAAUCCUGAGCGGUUCAUGGGUCCUGGGAAGGCGAAUACCGGUGGAGCAACAAGCAAUUAUGCUUUCUUGACUUUCCUGCAUGGUCCUCGCAGCUGUAUUGGUCAAGGAUUUGCUAAGGCGGAGCUUGCUUGUAUGGUUGCUACUAUGGUUGGGAGAUAUCAUAUCGAGUUGAAGUUCCCCAAUGCAAAGUUGGAAGUUCGGGAGGGGGCCACCGUCUGUCCUAGGGACGGCGUGAUCACUUUGAUGACGAAGUUGGAGGGAUGGUGA